Messenger RNA from Thlaspi arvense, 249 nucleotides. The record is from the annotation of a GenBank genome assembly. Lineage: Eukaryota; Viridiplantae; Streptophyta; Magnoliopsida; Brassicales; Brassicaceae.
AUGGCUUCUUCUCUGGAGAUUGUCAAAUUGUGCUCUUCUCCUGUAUCGAUUUCCCGCCAUAAAUCUCCAGUAAAAUUGGAAUCUAGAAAAAGGGUAUUCAGAUUAGCCGAUUCUAGGAGCUGGCAUCGUCUUGGUAGGUGUGUUAGGGUUUAUUCAUCUGCUCUUAACGGCGAUAAUCCGUCAAAAGGUCAGCUUUUUCUUGCUUCUUCUUCUUCUCCUCUUGCUAAUCUCUCUAGAAGGACUAAUUAA